CGUUAGUAUUAGAAGUUUUUUUUUUUUAAUGGAGAAUUCACGCGAAGCCCCCAGCUGGAUGCCUGGAAUCUGGAUCAGUCCAAAAGUUCUGGUGGUGCGAGAGUUGGAAGAUAAAAAAAAAAACCGAGUGGUCGGAGCGACGGCGGCGGCGGUGGCGGAGUUCAGAAGAUGGGACGACUGUUUGUGGUGGAACUGGAUGGCAGGUGUUACCGCUGCAGAUUCUGCGACACCCCUCUUGCUCUUGCCGACGACGUUAUCUCCCGGACGUUCAAUUGUAGACAAGGGAGGGCGUACAUGUUCAGCAAUGUAGUGAAUGUAACAGUCGGAAUGGCUGAGGAAAGGGUGAUGCUUUCGGGUACCCAUACAGUGGAAGACGUCUUCUGCUGCCGCUGUGGAGAAAUUCUCGGGUGGACUUAUGUAGCUGCGCAUGAUAAGAACCAGAAGUACAAGGAAGGGAAGUUUGUUCUUGAGAGGUGGAGAAUAGCCGAGGAGGUAAUGGAGGAAUUGAGUCUCGAUGGUGGUCGUGGUGGUUCCAGCGAUCCGGACAACUCAUGAGGUAAUUAAUCUGCUAUGCUGCAGAAUCCAGUAACCACAUAACAACUAGUGACACGACUGGUAGUAGUAUAGAAAGUUUUGUUAACAAUCAUGCUUCAUGCCGACAUAAACAAGUUCUUCCCCUUAAGAUGUUGUAUGUUAAGGUCUCCUGUUUGUUUGAACAGUUGGGUUCUAGGGCCAGCCACUACUAUGUGCAGCCAUCGUCUGACCCUUGAAAACCCUAAUAAUUUAGUGGAAAUGGUCAAUAGAAGUAAGAUGAUACUACAAUCUAAACUUAUGAAACCACAUUCCGGCAUCAGCAGCAUCAGUGUAACUUCUCUUUUCGGUUUUGAAUGUUCCUUUCCUUUUUGGGUACUUACUGUAAUCCUCAAUCGAGAGAGUUCCCUCAUCAUCCCUUCAUGCUCGAUUCCUCCAGCGGUUAUAGGCAAUUCGAUGUCUCAGCUUAAUCGAACAUUGAGAAUGGUCUCGAAGCAAGGAGCGAAACUGCUUGUGAAAGUUGGAGAAUGGUUUUUGGUUAGCCAUACACUACUCAUUUGAUUUAGGUUUCGAUUCAGCCGCGUAAAAACCGAGAACGUAUUUCCAACCUUACUCCCCCAUGGUGGUUGUAUCGAUCAAUCUCCGGCUCGAAUUCGCCUUUCAUGUAUGUCUCAUAAACAGCUCCACCGGCAAUGGUUGCAAUCAAUCUCUGGCUGGAAUUCCUGCGGAAGCCCCAUUUGUUAACAAUGCUUUGGAGUGAAGAAAAUGAUAAUAAAAAAAAACCGGUUGGCAAAUGUGGUUGGACAUUGGAAUGCCACCAUCACCAUGAAUUAUUGAGCUAAAGAAACAAAAGAUGGGAGUGAUAUUAUAUAAAGGAAUAUAGAAUAAGUAUAGUUUGGUUGGAUGGAUGUAUUAAAUCCUAAAGGACAAUGUUGGAUCAGUUUUGUGGAUCAGAUUUGUGAUAUGAUAGUGGGUCGGACCCCUUUGGUCAGUUGCCCCAUGAUUUGGGGUCAAACCUUUCAUCCCAAUCCCUUUAGGCCCUUACUAUAGGGCGCUGCUAAAGUAAUUGCUCACCCAACUUAGGGGUCCCAAUCCCUCGCAAUAAUCUAGCAUUUUCUUUUAUCGUUACAAAUUAACACUCGGUCUAGCGAUAAUACCACUGAUUUUCAAUUUGGAGCUUUAAUUACGAGUCAUUGUGAUAAUAUCAUUGAUAGAGGUGGCAAUUUCAAUCCAAUCCACCAAUCCAAUCCAUCAAUCUAUUAAAAAUAUCCACCUAAUCCAAUCCAUUUUAUCCAAAUCCAAUUGGAUUGGCAAAUUACGGUUUAGUACCUAUAAUUUUUAUUUUUUACAUUUUGGUACCUAAAAUUUAAUUUUUUUUACGAAAAAUAUCAUUGGAAAAUUACGUUUUGGUACCUAAAAUUUUUCAUUAUGACAUUUGAGUACCUAAACUUUUUACAUUUUACAUAUUGGUCCUUGGUUGAGGAUGUCAUUUGGAUUCAUGGAUAAUCCACCAAUCCAUUUGAUCCAAUCCAUUUGAUCCAUGGAUCCACCAAUCGAAUCCACCAAUCCAAUCCAUUUGCCACCUCUAAUCAUUGAUCUUCAAUAUGAAUAUUUCAGUUUCGAACCUUUUUAAGUAACAUCUAUGAAAAAUCAAACCCAUACUGCGUUAGGAAAAAAUUAUAGUAAUAAUCCAAGUAUGAUGAUAAUCUAAAAUGGGGAUAUUCCUUAUAUAUUCCAGAUAAUAAUGGGAAAGCGUGUUAUGUGAUGUAGCUUGCCGGCAAAUGUUGGGGGCCCAUAGGCGACUCAUCAGCCAUUAUCAUUGGGCCCACAGUCCAGUCCAUCUAAAGUCCACAGACGGCUGGCUGCUGGAUGAUGGGGACGGCCCACUGUUUCCACGAAUUAAACACGCGUCUUCUUCUUUUUAAGGUGUUUGAAAAUUUGUCCAUUCCUGGGAAGCACCAAAUAUACAUAUCAAGAUCAU
Molecule: messenger RNA, 2512 nt
Organism: Linum trigynum
Lineage: Eukaryota; Viridiplantae; Streptophyta; Magnoliopsida; Malpighiales; Linaceae
Source: the annotation of a GenBank genome assembly